UCCCCGGUAGUCAUGGCAAGAAACCUGAUCUUCUACUGCUGCCUCGUGGCUGCUGUUGCAAUUUCGGCGAAGGCCGCUCCCCAAGACAAGCUCGACAACCUCAACGUGGACGACAUCCUCAACAACGACCGCCUCCUGAAAUCGUACAUCCAGUGCAUGCUCGAUGCAGAUGAUGGCAGGUGUACCACCGAGGGCAAGGAGAUCAAAAGCAGGCUGCCAAAAUUGUUGGCGACGGGAUGUGGAAACUGCUCGCCUAGCCAGCUGGAGAGGGCUGUCAAGAGCCUGAAGCAUAUCACAGAGAAGCACCCUGUAGAAUGGACCAAGCUGAAGGCGAAGUUCGACCCCACGGGCGAGUACACAAAGAAGAACGCCGACACCUGGAAGCAGUACGGCGUCACUUUGUGAGCGCCACGCCAGUCCGAAUCGCCUCUGAGCUGUCGCAGCUCUCGUACACAUUUCACAAGCAAAUCAUGUCUCUUUCCAGAAAUUGUCCAUUAUGUUAACGUCAUGUGUCAACUUCAUCCAAUUUGGUUACUCACCGGAAUUUCUUAGCUUGCACGUGUUCACAAUGUUACUAUUAUUAUGAUAGGAAAUAAAAGUUUCUUGUUAAA
Messenger RNA from Schistocerca gregaria, 611 nucleotides. RefSeq names its product ejaculatory bulb-specific protein 3-like. The transcript is spliced from 2 exons. Lineage: Eukaryota; Metazoa; Arthropoda; Insecta; Orthoptera; Acrididae. The record is from RefSeq and is a predicted model, not a curated record. The coding region runs from base 13 to 405 and encodes 130 amino acids.